Messenger RNA from Procambarus clarkii (red swamp crayfish), 2283 nucleotides. Its product is annotated as ferritin, heavy subunit. Lineage: Eukaryota; Metazoa; Arthropoda; Malacostraca; Decapoda; Cambaridae. The record is from RefSeq and is a predicted model, not a curated record. Gene Ontology annotation, biological process: iron ion transport; intracellular iron ion homeostasis. Gene Ontology annotation, cellular component: cytoplasm. Gene Ontology annotation, molecular function: ferrous iron binding; ferric iron binding.
GGGUUGUCUGACUUUUGUUUUGUCGUGGCCGAGUGGGUUAAGUCUGGGAACCAGCAGAACGCCGGUUCGAGUCAUCCCCAUUGCCCCCAAAAUUAUUUUCUCACUGGUUCUACAUUUUGCAGGUGGUGACGACCCGAGGCAGCUGGUGAGGUCCUGAGACAGCUGGUGAGGUCCUGAGACAGCUGGUGAAGUCCUGAGACAGCUGGUGACGUCCUGAGACAGCUGGUGAGGUCCUGAGACAGCUGGUGAGGUCCUGAGACAGCUGGUGAAGUCCUGAGACAGCUGGUGAGGUCCUGAGACAGCUGGUGAGGUCCUGAGACAGCUGGUGAAGUCCUGAGACAGCUGGUGAGGUCCUGAGACAGCUGGUGAGGUCCUGAGACAGCUGGUGAAGUCCUGAGACAGCUGGUGAGGUCCUGAGACAGCUGGUGAGGUCCUGAGACAAGCUGUGACGACCGAACCGCUAAAGGAACAUGCAGCAGAUUAGAUAAGAUUAGAUUUUUUUAUUCAGGUUAAGGCCGUCAGCUCGCUACUUUGAGCAAUUUGGAUCUGGCAACCGUGCUUCCAGAGGCGAGGCCAGCGUCGAGGGUCACACCCAGCCACACUCAGGGGGAACAUGGCAUCUGCUAUCCGCCAAAACUACCGCGAAGACACUGAAGCUGCCAUAAACCGAUACAUUAACCUUGAACUACACGCCAGUUAUGUCUUCCUGUCUAUGAGCUACCACUUCGACAGAGAUGAUACGGCACUUCCGGGGUUGAGCAAAUUCUUCAAGGGCCACAGUGAUUUUAAUAAUGUUAAUGCUCAAAAGUUGAUGAAGUACCAGAACCAGCGUGGAGGUCGUGUUGUCCUGCAGGAUAUUCCUCCCCCUCCCAAACAGGAGUGGGGUCAGGGACUGGAGGCCAUCAUGACUGCCUUAGAUCUUAAGAAACAACUUCAUAAGGGGCUCCUAGAUCUUUGUGAAGGAAUAUCCGAGGAAGAUACCCAUGCGCUCGAUUUCCUGAAUGGUAAUUUCUUAGGCGAGCAAAUUGAGACCAUAAGGAAGCUUGGAGACAUGGUGACAAAGCACCAGAGGGUGGAAGGAAAUAAUAUAGGCUUAAGUAUGUUGGAUAGAGAUUUAUUAUAGUAUGAACAUAAUUGAAUGUUCUUUAAAAAUAUUCUGCAUUUCUACUCUCAGCAGUUGUAUGCUUAAUAAUGUCAAGAAAGUUAAUUUAGUUAUAAGUUUUUACUACAGUUCCUCCAAAUUUUUUUUGGAGGUACUUUUCUCCAUUAAAAGCUGGAAUUAGAAAUCUCGACUUGUUUACACUUCUACUGUAUAACGUAUUCAUGGAAAACUGAUUAAAUUCAUAUCAAUAAGAGUGGGAUAUAGGAAGUACACAUAUUUUGGGUCAAGUAUUAAUACUCUAAUGGCAAAUGGCAUUGGAUAAACUUGGGUCAGAGAAAUUUAAGAUAAUUAUUGUAGUUCUGAUCCAUAGCAUAUAUUGAAAGAAAUAUAAACUGAAGUAUUUGGUAUAAUAUAAAAAAUUAAUGAAUGAACAAAAAUUAACAUUUAUACUGUAUACAGUAUGCAGUUUAUUGGCUAAGUAGCUGUACUGGCCUUAAUGUUGCACUUGCUGUAAUCCUUGUAAGCCAGGACAUUACUAGCCGUGUCUACCUUAGACGGAAACAAUGCAAUCUAGUGCCAAUUAUACUUUAUACACAUGCCGGCACCAGUACGGUAUCUUGUACAAUGUAAUUAUACUGUCCAUAUUCUUUAGAUGAUUCCAGGCACACCUGAGAAGUAGGGUAGUGGAAUUAUGAUGGCAUGCAUCAGUUCAAUCAUUCUAGGGUUUAUAAUUACCCAUUUUAUAGUGUUGUAAUAGAAACGUAUUAAUAAUUUUUAAUGUUUACGGCUUUGGGUAAUUUUUUAUGAUGUGGCAUAUAAUGAUACAUGUGUAGCAGACUCCAUUUAGUGUGUAUCAGUUCUCAGCUGUAGACUAACACUAGAUACACUGCAGUACUUGGUUCUUUGUAGGAAAUAAUAUUGUGUACUCAAAAGAUUGUGGGGGUGCUUGCUUCUCGAAGCACUUUUUGUCAGUAGUAUCACUACGGUAUCCUCAAAACAGAAAUCUCAGGUUGCAGUAGUUGUAGUAGUAGUACAGAAGUCUUUUGCAGCUAUGUUAUGUCAAAGGUAAUAGAAUAGAAUUGGUAAUAAAUUUGUGAAACUUUACUUUGUAAUUCUAUUUUUAUUUUUUUUACUGUACCUGUAUUGGAAUGUAAAUGACUAAAUACAGAAUAUUGACAAGA